Messenger RNA from Lecanosticta acicola, 2646 nucleotides. The record is from the annotation of a GenBank genome assembly. NCBI's taxonomy places the organism in Eukaryota, Fungi, Ascomycota, Dothideomycetes, Mycosphaerellales, Mycosphaerellaceae.
AUGGCAUCCGCUCCUGCUACGUCCACGGUGGAUCAGAAGAAUGACAGGCCGUCUUUUGCCAAGGUAUGCCGGGACUCACGCACUACGCGCACACAACAGCGAGCACUCGAGCUGACUCCCGAGAAGAUCGCCGCAGCCGGAAUCAAGCCGCCGAACGCGCAGCAACAGAAUCCGAACAUCACAUCAAACAGCAAACAGAAACACGAAAUACCUUCCUCGCCGCGAGACGGCGCCACAGUUGUCACUCCUUCCAGCAGCAAUGGUCAGCAGAAUUUUGCGCCUCAGCAGAAGAAACUCGUACAGCUAGCUUCGAAAGAGCAUCAAGAUCCGGUUGAGUCGGAUACAAACGGGCCGGAAGUGCGCGUUCAGAUCGUGGAGUCUGUUCCUCGGCGGACAGAGGAGAACGCACCGGAGGGCCUGCUUGCGCCAGCUGCGGAUGAUGCAGGCACGCAAGUGUCAUCAUCGAGCGACUCGAAUAAGCCGCAAAGCCUCGAUGGCAAGAGCGUAGCUUCUGGGACCACGUUCGCCCUUGACGAGAAGGACUCACUUCGUCCUGAUGACAGCGCCAGUGUCAAGGCUGGAGAUGAGGACGACAUGCUUUCACCUCCCGGAUCCGGACUACCCGGGUCUCGCAUCGGCUCUGACGACGGCGUUCGUGCAUUCCGUGACCAGCUACGUGAGAUCUCUGCCAUGGAACCUCAGAGACGCCCUGGACCACCACUUGUCUUUGGAAACGCACCGAAGGGAGUUCUGUACGUCCCCCCUCAAGGCCCAGGAGUUGGUGCUGUUCCCAACAUUGCACGCAGUCAGCCUGUCGACGCUCCGAGCGUUGAUAUUCCGCCCGACCAGAAGCUGCUCGAAGCCUUGGAGAAUCCUCGGGAUCGAGUUUGGGUGCUGAAACUGGAGCAAGAUGUGAUUGACUUUGUGAAGGAUCCAAAGGAAGUAUCGCUGACUCUCCCACAAUGCCAUUCUUUCUAUCGUUUGUUGGCACACAAGAUGGCCGACUAUUACAUGUUGGGUCACUUGGUUGAUGAUACAUCCGCGGCCGUGAAGCUGUUCAAGACUCCGAGCUCUCGAAUACCUCCGCCCUUGACCGGGAUCACAGCGCCGUCUACUGCUGCCAGCACACCGCCGCCUUCUGCUCCGCAGAUGAAGAUCUUGCGGCGUGGCGUGGAUCGAACUGGACCAGCGCUUGCGAACGGGUUCCGUUCAAAGGAGGGUUCCGAGAACGGUGACAGUGGAGAGGACGACAAGAAACUAAAGGCGCCUGUCUCCCGUGAAGAGAGGGAGGCGAGAUAUGAGGCUGCGCGUCUCCGCAUUAUGGGAUCUGCAAAGCCCACUGAGUCGCCCGAGGGACCGAAAGAAAAGCAAGACUCGAGGUCAAGUUCAGCAACCGGUAAGAAGAACAUGAAGAAGCAGCGCGCCGACAGCGAUGACGGUUUCGAGGCUCGUUCGGCUUACAGCAAUUACUUCACGUCUUCGUAUGCUUCUGAUCAACAGCCAUCCUCAGGUUAUGGCUAUCCAGAUUACAGCAGUAGCGCAAGUGGCCAGCUCGCCUCCGUUUAUGGCCAGCAGAACCAUCCCGGCAGCAUGUCCCAUAUGACGACGCCGACUUCCGCACACGCACCGUGGAGUCAAUCUUAUCAGCCCAUGGAUCCGACCCAAGCCUGGGCACAAGGGCAGUCUGGCGCCUACGAUAUGUCUGCAGACUUUCAGCGCAUGUCUUUCCAGAAUCAAAUGCCUUCGCAGAAUUCGAACGUCGGCUGGAGCAGCAAUUACGGGCAACAAUACUACGGAGCACAGCAGAGCUGGCCGCAACAACAGCAUCAGAUGCCAGCGCAGAUGGCACACGGAGGUUAUGGCUACGGUCAAGUCUAUCCGUCGACUGCCGCUUCCCCGCCGCAGCACGAGCAGCCUUAUGCGUACGGUCAGUUACCCAGCCAAGCAUUUCCCGGACGUCCGCCCACCAACAACGAGCAUCCACUGCCCGGCAGCUACAAGGGUAAGCACUUCAACCCGCAGAGCCAGACCUUCAUACCAGGUCAAGCAAGUAGCCGGCCGUUCACACCUCAAGCAGCGCCUGUUGGCAAUUACGGGUCCGCAUUCGCCCCUCCUGCUCAGCUUCAGCGGCAGGGCUCAUCACAAUCGCAUGGCUCUGUCUUUGGCUCACCGCACCACACUCCGCCGCACGCGAUGAGCAAUCGAGCACCGAGCCAACCGAUGACACAUCCACUCCCUCAAGGCCCUGUCUUCCCUCGACAGCCUUCUCCGAGCGUACCUCUCCCGCCGAAACCAGGCACCACACCGCAGCGGCAGAACGAUUGGCAGCAGCAGCAGCCCCCAUCCGCCGGACCGAGCCCACAGACGGCACAGAACAAGAGUCUCCUUGCAAAGUGGGGUGCUCCUGCUUCGUUACCGGCAAAGCCGCCACCACCCUCAUCAUCCUCUGACGGGUUCGACGGCGCUAAGUUCGUCACCCACACUCCACGUCAGCCGUAUGCGUAUCCGGCCGCGGCGACGAGACAGCCUGGGGGAUCUGGCGGCAGUAGCAGUGGUGGUGGAUAUCCCACAUUUGGAUCGAUGCCUCCCUCGGGUGCUGCACAGGUUAUGAAUGGAUCGGGCGGGUAUGGUGGCAAGAGAGCGUGA